This is a messenger RNA of Aspergillus affinis, 1179 nucleotides long. Its product is annotated as cobW-domain-containing protein. The transcript is spliced from 4 exons. Gene Ontology annotation, cellular component: cytoplasm. Bases 1 to 1179 code for a protein of 392 amino acids. Lineage: Eukaryota; Fungi; Ascomycota; Eurotiomycetes; Eurotiales; Aspergillaceae. The record is from RefSeq and is a predicted model, not a curated record.
AUGAUCGACCUAGAAGACGAAGACGCUCCCCCCGAGCUUAUCGACGUUUCCGAACUCCCGGAGAGCGAGAAACCCCAACCCGAACCGACGUCAUCGGAGCUCCCCCGCGUGCCGAUCACGCUCGUCACCGUCCCCUUGUGUAUUGGGCAAACAGCAUCCGAUAUCGAAAAGCCUUUGACUGUCAACCAGGACGGUCAGGAAGUAACCGAGUGGAUGGAGGUCGGGAACGGAUGUAUCUGCUGCUCGGUGAAUAAGGGCAGAGACUCCGGCGUCAUGGCCAUCGAAUCGUUAAUGGAGCGUCGCGGCCAGUUCGACUACAUCCUGCUUGAGACGACCGGCCUCGCAGACCCGGGUAACAUCGCGCCCGUAUUCUGGGUCGACGAUAACCUCGGCAGCUCGAUCUACCUCGACGGGAUCGUGACUCUCGUCGAUGCCAAGAACAUUUUCCGGCUAUUGGACGAGCCAGCGCCGGAGGAGAAGGUGUCGAGUCAUGAAGAGGACGGACAGCUUCAAAAGACAGCACAGCCUGAUGGGGAGCACGAGCACGAGCACACUGGUCCUGUUCUCUCCAUGGCCCAUAUGCAGAUCUCGCAUGCCGAUGUCAUUAUCCUGAACAAGGCGGACCUGGUCACGCAGGAGGAGCUGGAUGCCGUGCGGGAUAGGAUCCUGGGUAUCAACGCCGUCGCGAAGAUCCAUGUGACGGAUCAUAGCAAGACGCCGCAGAUUGAGGGCGUGGUGCUGGAUCUGCAUGCGUAUGAUCAUCUGGCAAGUAUUGAUUUCGGGGAGAAGGGGCAUAGUCAUAUCGAUCCGGCCAUCUCGACAAUCGCCAUCACCACCCCUCCCAUCUCCCCCUCACAAGUCCCCAAAGUCGACUCGUGGCUGCAGUCCAUCCUCUGGGAUUCCACCCUCCCCUCCUCAUCAUCUACAUCUCAACCUCAUCCCACAGAUUUCGACAUCCACCGUCUAAAAGGCAUCCUCGUCCUCAACGACGGAACGCAUAAGAUCAUCCAAGCCGUGCGCGCAAUCUUCGAGAUUCAGGAUGCCGGUCCGAUUUCGGCCGCGGGCGACGAGGAUGAGAACAAGAAAACACAGUGUAAGAUCGUGCUGAUUGGACUAAGGCUUGGUAAGGAUGCGCAGGCGUGGCAGCGGAGUUUUGAGGAGUUUUUAGUGAGGGAGUAA